Fusarium falciforme is the source of this 1059-nucleotide messenger RNA. Its product is annotated as NmrA domain-containing protein. Gene Ontology annotation, molecular function: oxidoreductase activity. Lineage: Eukaryota; Fungi; Ascomycota; Sordariomycetes; Hypocreales; Nectriaceae. The record is from RefSeq and is a predicted model, not a curated record. The coding region runs from base 1 to 1059 and encodes 352 amino acids. The transcript has 4 exons.
AUGGAGCAACCAUCAUAUAAGUACCGUUGGCCGUGCCUCGACUGCAUCUGGUUCCUCCAUCAUACAUUUAGUUUCGACUCAAUCAAUUCUCUUCAAGGGCCCUCCAGUACCACUAUCAAUUACACAUCAGCCACCCAGUCCAUCUUCAACCCGAUCCUUACAAUGGCUUACAAGAGUGUUGCUCUCGUCGGUGCCAGUGGCAACCUAGGACAGAUUACUCUCCCCGCCUUCCUCGAGUCCGACCUUGAAGUCACCGCCAUCGUCCGAUCCACCUCUACAGCCACCUUCCCCGAGGGCAUCAAAGUCAUCAAGACCGAGUACAACCUCGGGGACCUGACCGAGGCCCUGAAGGGCAAGGAUGCCGUCGUCAGCAUGAUUCCUAUCGUCUCUCUAGAUCAGCAGGCCGUGGUCAUCGACGCCGCUAUUGCCGCUGGCGUCAAGCGGUUUAUCCCUAGCGAAUAUGGAUCAGAUACUAGAAGCGAGAAGGUCUUGGCUGCCGUGCCCUUCUUCAAGGUCAAGAAGGAUUACUUGGACCUCCUCAAGACCAAGGAGGAUGUUAUCAGCUGGACUGCUCUCUUCACCGGACCCUUCUUUGACUGGGGUCUACCUCUGGGCUUCUGGGGCUUCGAUCUGGCCAACCGAAAGGCUCUCUUGGUCGACGAGGGCAAGGCCACAUUUACCACUAGCAACGGAGCCCAGAUCGGCCGCGCUCUUGUUGGUAUCCUAAAACACCCUGAGGAGACCUCCAACAUCAUCGUUGCCGUCGAGUCCUUCACCACCAGCCAACUUGAGACCCUCGAAAUCUUGGAGAAGGUCACCAACACCAAGUUCGAGCGCAAGUACCAGACCUCCGAGGAGCUCCGAGGGGAGGCUUUCAAGUUGUUGAGUGAGGGCAACAUCAAUGAUGGAGGCGCCAAGCUAAUCAGUGCCCUUGUUUUCGGCAAGGAGAACUUGGAGGACCACAAGCAUCUGGACCUUGGCAAGUGGAAUAAGCUCCUUGGUCUUCCUACUGAAUCAAUUGAAGAGACCAUUGAGCGUGUUAUCAAGGGCCAGACUUAA